AGUGUAGGUAGAAUACUCGUGGGGUUCGGUUCAGCUCGGCUGAGUUCGUGUGUUCUCGGGGUUCGGUGGUGGCCGCGCACCUCUGCCAAGAGUUUCAUGCUGCGUGGAAUGAAACUCGUACGCGACCAGCUCGACGGGGCCGGCUUCCUUACGUAUGGCGGCUACGUAUCGAUAGUUUAUCCCCUUAAUUGAUAGUCCGAUUACCGUAUCGAGAGUGCCGUUGGUACAGAAAUCAGAGUCCGUGUCGUGCCGCGUCGGCUAAUCGUGCAUGAGGAAAGCGCUGCUGGCGAGAAGUAGUGACAGUACGUCAGGAGAUUUCGCGUGGAAUAGAACUUUUGAGGUUCGCGCUUCGGAGCGUGCUGUUAUUGUGGUACAUUGAAGCAGUGCGGUGAUAGUUUACCUCGAUAAGGAACGGAGCUGGAUAGAUGGGGAGGAUGGAAAAGGAAUAGAAGGAUGAUCGGUUGGUCCUAAGACAGGUGGGACGAUGGAAGGACGAAAAGUGGUAAAAAUUAUUAAAAUUAAUGUUAACCUCGUGAAUCAUUUUUGAAUGGUCAGUGAAAGUGUCUCUUGAAGUUGAAGGAAAACUGCCUGUGUGUUGCCAUGACUCUGACGCAGUGAUAUGGUACUACGUAGGGAGGUGAUGAGACCGCGUUCAAGUGUCCCGAAGUGUCACUCGGCCGACUCCCCGUUCAGAGGGGCUGCUACCACUUGGUUUUGAAAAGAAAGGAAGGCACGAUGACGUUCCCAUUGGUCGGGGAUGUCAGGUAACGAUCCUUCCAAGCGAAAAUCGGAUUCGUAGGCGGGGCUUAAGGUCGGAGACACGUGACACGGAAACUGUCACGCCGCCCUUGCUUCCCGUUCUAUCCCCUCCCUAGGAUCCAAUACGACCGAGUAAACGAACACACACCGGCUUCCCCGUCGCAACGUGGAAUUGUUAAACUCCGCCUGAUUUCACUGCUACGAGGAUCUCUCAUGGCCCUACGACCAAACGUUAUCAGGGCAACCGGAAAUUCUCACGGAGUAGCAAGGAUCGCCUCAUGGAUGCAGUACGAAUCGAAGGAAUGAGAAAUAGAUGAAACUUUUUUAAGACUCGACUCGUGCCUUACAGCGCCCUCGGAUUCUCUUAUCCCCAUCGAUUGGCACGAACAAUUGAUUUUCGAAGACGCCGUCAUUUUUAUGGCUAGUUUCAGGGUGAUGCGUCCGAUCGUAGAAUUGCUUCCAACAGGGAUGGCACUUCCGGGAGUAGUAUAUCGCUCGUGGCAGUGAAACUUUAAGUAUGCAGCAAGCAAGUCUUGGAAGCUGUGACGUUAAUCCGGGCCCGGGUCCAGCUUCCAGUCCUGUAGACCUAGUCGCAAAGCCCCCAAAGGAAUUCAUGGUGAAGAGCGAAGUCUCGGAAAAGGAUCCUGAGGUCGAGGUGAAGCAAGAGGUACCCGAGGACGAGGUGGUGGACGUGAAAGGUGAAACUCAGGAAGACUUUGGCGAAUAUCGUUGUGCCAGGAAGGAAGCAUGUUUGCCAACCAAUAAGAACAGCAGCAUCGAAUUCCCCAAGAUUACGUGUCAAGCUCAGAAUCCUGGUUAUCAUCUUCUCGGAUUCCCUCAUUUUUAUGGACCACCGCCAGCACCCCCACCGGCACCGCCACCAACCUUUCCACCAGGACACUCACCGGAUCGAUCAGCCUGUAAACCUUACAACGAACCUCACGAUCAUGAUCGAUCAAGAGUCGAUGGACAUUCGGCGUACAGAGGAGCCACGACGAAUUCAAUAAGCGACGGAUUCUUGCACCAUCAGAGAUACGAUCCCGCGAAUUUUCAUCGUGCUAACGAACAUAGGAAAUCAAUGUCCAGUUAUCCCCAUGUUCCCUAUGGUGGUUAUCGUCAUCCCCACGUGCAAAGUCCCUACAAUAGCCAUCAGAAUAACAAUAGUCACUACAGGAAUCAUUAUUCUUCAAGACAGCGGAAAUGGAGCAACACGACGCUCAGAGGACUUCAUCCACCCACGCCGUGGCCAACGUGGUUUUUUCGUCCUGAAAUUCCAGCGAGCACCAGUCUAACGAGUCACAUUGGAAAUUCGAAUAAUUCCACGAAUUCGUCAAUAAAUUCAUUUCCAUCGCGCCCUCACGCAGAUCCACCGAAAGGACCGGAAGGUCCUGUGGACGGGAACAAGAUCCAUGGCCAGACACCUACAAUCUGCACGUCAAUAAGGUGCACCGUCAAUGGAUGCUCCUGCGAGUCAUUCACACCUGGGAAACGUCAUCUACGCUACUGUGGAAAGUGUCAUCAUGGCUGGGUACCGCACGCGCUCGCGCGACUGUCAAACCUCCACGGUGGUGGGGAUGUCGCCUCCAGCCCCCAUCAGUCUGGUAGGGAGGACAAAAGCGUCGUAGGGAGGGUAAAAGCUCCCGGUAGUGGGGAUCGGAGCGAACUCGAGGAGAAGGAGGAGAGGCCACUGGCUUCAGAGAGUGUCGAGCCGACGGCCGCGUUUGACGUCGCAUCCCUCGUACUCUACGGCUCGCGCGCACUGCCGAUUCGCCUUAAGAUCUUGCUCGAUCAAUUGUUUAAUCAGUUGCCACACGCGCAAGUGACCCGUCUCCUUGCCGCUUUCGGCUGGACACACGAGGAUUACACUAGAGGAUACAUACUGCAGGACUCGCAGAACGGCCCGGUGCUGGACCGAUGGAGCAUCUGCUCGGCUGAGGAGGAACCGCUGGUUUUACAGCAGUUCCUCAGAUUCGCCGAGACGCGUCCCUUCGUACAGCAGUUGCUUUUGGCCGCCGGAGCGCCAGGGUCGGAUGUUAUGUCCCCCAGCCGGCGACCAUCCCCCCCGACGAUGCCUCUAGCACACUUGCCACCCCCAUUACACCUUUUACAUUGUGGUAUACCACCACCAGGGUCGAGACUACCGCCUCCACCGCCUCCGCCCCCGCCACACUCAGCGCCUGUCUCUCAUCCAUCGAUGUCACCAUCCGCGCAAAAGCACUACUCGACGGCGGGCAGCAACCCUAGCCUUUCAACGAACUCCUCCAGUGCGCCGUCGAGAGCGAUGGAGGCAGCAGCUGCUGCGGCUGCAGUCGCAGCAUCUCAUCUCACAGUCUCACCUCUUAAUAGACUGCAGAGUAUGCAGCCUUUCGAUUUUCGCAAACUCGGGACUCUUGGUCUACCAGCGUUUCCGCCUUUGCCGCCGCCACCACCUCAAGAUGCAUUGAUGCAAUCACGGAAGAGCACGAGACAUCCUCAGAGUCCUCACAGUCCACCUCAUCAUUCAUCUAGUUCUCGGCUGAGGCCUCCGGUAUCGGGAGCACCUGUUUCCUCAGCAGCGAUGACGUUUAAUCAUCCCUUGGCGGUGGCAGUAUCUUCGGGAACUCUGCCACCGAAUUUUCCUACUCAUUUUCAGCACCCGUCUAUUGGAAAACCUCCAAUGAACAGUAUAUCGGGAAUGCCCAGUGCGGAUCCUCACAGUGGCGGAGAAAAGAGCAGCGAAUUCGGCUCGGAAGAGGAUGAAGAUGACGAUGAGAAUUCAGGAAGUGCUCUGAAUCUCAGCAGAAGGGAUUCCGGAUCGAAAUACAUGGAUCACCGGCAUUCUCAACCUCUACCUCUUCAAACGGCACCUCUCGGAAGGCCUCCUGGUGUUCCUGGCAGAAAACCUCACUCGCCGGGUAAGAGACAUCAGUGGGGUGCUUCUCCAAACAUGCCCCCAAAUCUAGGGACACCCUUUAUAAAUCCUGCCACGGGUAAGAAGAGGGUGCAGUGCAACGUCUGCCUGAAGACUUUCUGCGACAAGGGUGCACUCAAAAUUCACUUUAGUGCCGUGCACCUUCGCGAGAUGCACCAGUGUACGGUGAAAGGAUGCAGUAUGAUGUUCAGCUCGAGAAGAUCCAGAAAUCGGCAUAGCGCGAAUCCUAAUCCUAAGCUACAUUCCCCACACCUUAGAAGGAAAAUCUCACCUCACGAUGGACGAUCGUCCAUGGCUCACGCUCUGGUCCUACCACCUCAAGUUGGUCUACCGGUACCAGCGACAGGUCUCAAUCCUUUAUCCUUUGGAUCCUUCCCUUUGCUUACUCCGCCGCCUGAUCUCCGUUCCCCAGCAUCCCUCUGUGCUCUCGACUUCAAGCAUCUGGACUUAUCCUCUCAGAAUGCCAGAGCUUACGACGAAAAUGUUCAACAAAGAACAAGCACGACGAGCACAACGUCGACGACAAAAGCACCGUCUAACACAACAACAGCGAGUAUGUCACCGUCAGCACCACCUACGAUACCGGAAGGGGAGGAGGACGAUGACGACGAUGACGGUGGAAUUGUAGUCGUGGCUGAAGAGGAUAAUCUUCAACUAACCAGACUGUCGCAUAGGGACGAUGAUGAUCAACCAACGGACUUCAGUUUAGCAAAGCGACCUAAACUCUUCCUAGGUGACAUGGCUGACGAUGAACUCAUCAGUAAUCCAGAUAGCAAUGAAGACAAUGAUUCCAUGGUAGGAACCAUGGACCAUCACUCUUCAUCCAUAAACAUAACCUCUGGAAAUUCAGCAUUUCACAGUCGCGGGGUACGCAAGAGAAAGUCUCAAAAUCCUACGAGAUGCACAAUUCCCGCAGAGGUCCAUUCGUCUUCGACUGACGGUGAUUCCUCAAACGACGCCGUAUUUCAGGAUCAACCCGAGGACAUGUCCAUGUCUCGACUAGAAGCUGAGGAAAGAAAAAACUCACCAUCUCCCAAACAAGCGAUUUCUCAUGAAGAGUCGAGAUUCGACUCUCCUGACAGACACGAGAGAGACCCGAGAGAAUUGACAGCGGCUGCAGUAGUUAAUAGCAGCACUGCCAAUGCGGAAGGUGCCAAUCAGCAUGAAACCAUCAUGACCGAAGAGAAGAAUGAUUCCGUAGGAAUAUCUCAGGAGAGACCCAGAGACUUAUCCUCCACAACGAACACCGGUAGAUCUCCGAAACGGCAACUAACCCCAGAACCUAAGUACACCCCUGGGACUAAACAGGAAUUGCCAUUAACCGUAUCAUCCCCCAUGCAGCCAGGAAACUCCUACCUAACAACGAGCAUUCGCGAAACGAAUUCUGGCAACGAGAUGAGUAAGAGCGCAAAAGAGAGCGGAAGAGUGGACAAGCUCGAAGCGAAAGAGAGCAUGGAGGAGGAUAAGGCUAUGCAGGACCGAGUGAUGAGGCAGAAGAACGAACCGGAAGAAGAAGGACAUCAAGCAAUGGAGGCGGACGAGGAUGUCAAGGAUAACGAAGCUCAUGAUGAUGAUCGUGAUCGUCCUAACGUCAGGCAGGAGGAUGACGAGGAUCAGGACGAAGAAGAGGACGAGGAUGAGGAGAUCCAGGAGGAGGAUGACGAGGAGGAGGAUGAAGCUCUUCAGAAUCAAGAAGGUGAGCGUCCCGAUGAUGAUAUUCCGCGUGCCCCGAGCUCGGUCGACAGCCACCCGAGUACUAGUGACGACCUGUCCCUCGACUCCUCGAAUGCUUUGCGUCAACUCGAGUCCUUGUCGCAGGGUCGCAUGCCGUUCGGAACGCAGGAGGCUUCGAGGUCUGGCCGCAUCUCUACCAGCCCCAGCCUCAUGAUGGACACCAUGGACAACUCCUCUCAUGGCUCUCGCUCAUCCAGCGCCUCGCCCUCCACAGCGGCCAUGGAUACGGACAAUAGUCUCAUCACCUAUGCGAGAUACGAGAAUGGUGGCUUCGUCAGUACCCAGGAGGUACCGCUCGACCGUGACAAUCCGCGCCGAUGCACAGCCUGCGGCAAAGUCUUUCAGAAUCACUUUGGCGUCAAGACCCACUAUCAGAACGUCCACCUGAAGCUGAUGCAUCGCUGCAGCGUCGAUGGGUGUAAUGCCGCGUUUCCAUCGAAGAGAUCUCGUGACAGACACUCUGCCAAUCUCAAUCUUCACAGGAAACUAUUAUCAACCUCAUCGAGUCCUCCAUUGUCCUCGACCAUGCCAGCGAGUCUAUCGCCCCGUAUUGAUGAUUCUCAGAUGAAUCCACUUCUGCACAACGACUUUCUAGCGCGACUCUACGCGGAUGCACGUAUUGGAGCCUUAGGAGGUUAUCCAAUGCCACCAGGAUUGUCCUCGGGAGUUGAUUUAGCCGCCAGGAUUCCGCCACCCCAUCCCCUCCUGCUACCACCUCACUUGGGCGGUAAUACGUUUCCGGAUCUGACGUCUUUCGCCUCGCAUCUUGCCGGUCUGAACGGUCUCACACAUCAGCAUCUGAGUCAUCUGAACCACCUGACGAGACUGUCCCAGGAGCAAAGUGCGAGACACAUGUCAUGUUCAGCUUCGCCAGGUUCGCCUCAGGAAGACGCAUCCAGGAAGGACGAGGCCAGGUGCACGAUUCCUGGUUGCGACAGAGUCUUCGGGUCCAGAGCCGUCAGAGAUGCGCACUCGAGGGAUCCACAAGCUCACAGAGAUCUUCAGAUCCUUUCGACCGGAACUGGAUCGUGACCAGUCUCGUUCUGUCGUCCUCUGGACAGACACAAUGACUAUCCUCCGCUGUGAUGCCAAAAUUUUACUAACAACCGUGCGUGUCCUUGCGAGUCCUCAGUGUUACGCCGGAAAUCGUGUGACGGGUUUACGAGAGACGAAUCAAAGUAACAACUAUUAUCUCUCUAUUAAUUCGUGUCGAUGAAAGUGCUAGAGCUUCUCAAGAAACUUGAACAUAAUGCCGCCUGAGUGCAUGCAACAACUACAGAGCAUCAAAUACAUCAUACAUCAUACGUUAAGAUCUCCCCCCCUCUCUCUCUCUCUCUCUCUCUCUCUCCCUCUCUCUCUUUAUACAAAAACCGUGCAAUACCAAAUACUCCGGCCCAAGUCACGGGUCUAUGAAGUAAUACGAAAGCUCCUGUGUAGAGAUGUACUUUAAUUUUUCAACGUUUUCUCCCACUUUCUUGAUAUUCUUGUUUUUUUACUUUGCCUUUUUACUCUGUGGGAAAAUGCACUCGCGAGAAAGAUUCUAGUACGUCGUGUUGUGUACCGUUGAGAGUGUGGAUGCGCCAGUAUGAGAAAAAGUUAGUAUGUGUGAAUGAGGUGCGUGAAGAAAACGUUUGACGAAAAUUGAAUGAAGAGAAAGAGUAAAUGCGAAAAGGAAAAAAAACAAAUGAUAGCUGAAUAACUGAUCGAAAUGCUCUCUCUGAGGAUCGUAAGAAAUGAUUUGGAUAUGAAAUCGUAUCGGAAAUCAUGAGGGUGAUCGCUAGUCGAUUGCGAUCGAUUUACGAUGCGAUUUAUCUUCCGGCCCUGGUUCACGCCCUACUUUUAUCAUUGUUGUGAUAACGUAUAUUUAGUAAAUACGCUACUAUUUAAUCACUAACCUAUUAGUACUGCUGUAUAUAUCAAUGUAUCGCGUAACGAUCAUUAAAUUUAGAGCGUAAACGUUAUUGAUAAUCGACAUCACCUUCUUCCCUCUUUGAACGGUGACCACUGAAUAUUUUGUAAAGAGACGUGUUGUCAGAAUGGAAAGGAAAAAAGGGAUUUAAAAAAAUGGCAAAAUCGAGAUGAAUAUGGAUGAAGAAUAAUUAAGUGAGGCACAUAUACGCGCAUAGACACACACAAUUCAUAAGGGAUUAGGCAUGGUGAUCGUCAACCUUUAAUGGCAGCUAGAAAUGAAAAAUGCAAUGUCGUGUUAGUGCAGGGAACUAGAAACGAGUGUAGAAUGUUGAAUACGGCGAAUUAUGGAGGAUGAAAAAUUGACCAGUGAAUCGAAUAAAAAAUACACGGAGAGGAUUCUCAUGGAUCCUGUCGACGGCGUCGUCGUCUCGCUAGAUAAUUGAGAAUAGAUAGAUUUUAUUUAUUGUUUCCUAGGAAUCUUAACGAUACUCUGUACCAGCGGCCAGUAGCGGGCACUGCCGCAGAACUUCCUCCUUAGAUUUUAAAAAGCGUACCAUCAUUUUCUAGCGCGUAACAAUGGUGAUAUGUGAACGAUCGGUUUCGUGGCGCUGACGAUCUUUCAUAAUCAAACAUUUUCCUAGUGAUUCGCCUGGCUGUAGCGUAUGGCUUGAAUAAGAAGUAUUAUGCACUGCAAUGAAAAUAAACUAAUCAACAGUGAAUCCAAUAAUUACGUAUAAAAGUGAAACUUGCACGUUCCACGUAUUCGAGCGCCGUCAGCGCCGUCCAACCGAUGUGGCUCCUCUACGAUUUUGGUUGUAAAUACGUUUAUUUUCAUAUCAAAUAUAAUUUGGCAUAAAUAUAUAAAUAUAAAUAUAAAUAUAUAAAUAUCGAUACGGUGAAGUAUCGAUUCAUCGGAGACCCCUUUUCUACGUGUUUUUUAGUUUAAUCCUCUCGUCUCUCGGCGCCUCACUGUUCACGGAGUAAGCAUCAAUCCGAUAAGAGUAAGAUACGCGAUAAGAAGGACGAAAGAGCGACACGAAAGAAAAUUAAAAAAGGAAAACUUUACAAAUGUAAUUAUGUAUAAACUGAACGCUAUGAUGUAUAUUAUAGAUCAAUUAUAAAGAACAUUCAUCAUUAUGAAAAUAAAUAUAAAAAUUAAUAAAUCGUAAA
This is a messenger RNA of Cephus cinctus (wheat stem sawfly), 8485 nucleotides long. RefSeq names its product zinc finger protein basonuclin-2. Gene Ontology annotation, biological process: regulation of DNA-templated transcription. The transcript has 5 exons. Gene Ontology annotation, cellular component: nucleus. The coding region runs from base 1277 to 6436 and encodes 1719 amino acids. The record is from RefSeq and is a predicted model, not a curated record. NCBI's taxonomy places the organism in Eukaryota, Metazoa, Arthropoda, Insecta, Hymenoptera, Cephidae.